AGGCGGCGUGGAGGCGCGCGCCCGUGCCCACACCCGGCAUGGCGGCCGGCGGCUUCGGCAGCGCUGUCGUUCCGUUCGCUCGGGCCAGGUAGCGGGGGUUCUCGGCUUCCCGUUCUCGGCAUGGCCGCCAAGGGGGCUCGGCAGCGGCUGCGAGCUGGAGGUGGCGGGGAGGCGGCCCGGCCGCGGUCGGAGGCCGCGGUCACGGAGGAAGCCCGCUUGGAAUCACCUGGGAGCAAAGCAGGACAAGUUUGGGCUCCUGAAGGAUCAACGGCUUUUAAGUGUCUCAUUUCAGCCAGGUUCUGUGCAGCUCUCUUAAGCAACAUCUCUGACUGCGAUGAGACCUUUAACUAUUGGGAACCGACGCACUACCUCGUUUAUGGAAAGGGGUUUCAGACAUGGGAAUACUCUCCAGCCUAUGCCAUCCGCUCCUAUGCUUACCUGUGGCUUCACGCCUUACCAGCUUUGUUCCAUGCUAGAGUUCUACAAACUAAUAAGGUUCUUGUCUUCUACUUUCUCCGAUGCUUCCUGGCCUUCCUGAGCUGUGUUUGUGAACUCUACUUCUACAAGGCUGUAUGCAAGAAGUUUGGGUUACAUGUGAGCCGGCUGAUGUUGGCCUUCUUAGUACUCAGCACUGGGAUGUUUUGCUCAUCUGCAGCUUUUCUCCCCAGCAGUUUCUGCAUGUACACCACGGUGAUUGCCAUGACUGGCUGGUAUAUGGACAAGACCUCUGUAGCUGUGCUGGGGGUGGCUGCUGGAGCCCUUCUGGGCUGGCCCUUCAGUGCAGCUCUUGGGCUUCCUAUUGCCUUUGACUUCUUGAUACUGAAACAGAGGUGGAAAAGUUUCCUCAACUGGUGUGUGGUGUCAUUGAUCCUGUUUUUGGUGCCCUUGGUAGUUGUGGACAGCUAUUACUAUGGGAAGCUGGUAGUUGCGCCUCUCAACAUUGUUUUAUACAAUGUCUUCACCUCUCACGGACCUGAUCUCUAUGGAACAGAACCCUGGUCCUUCUAUUUCAUCAAUGGCUUUCUGAAUUUCAACGUGGCAUUUAUUUUGGCGCUGCUUGUGCUGCCAUUGACUUGUCUCAUGGAGUGUCUGCUUCAGAAAUUUCAUGUUCAGAAUCUGGGCCGUCCCUACUGGCUGACACUAGCUCCUAUGUACAUUUGGAUCAUGAUUUUCUUCAGUCAGCCCCACAAAGAAGAGAGGUUUCUCUUUCCCAUCUAUCCCCUCAUCUGCCUCUGUGGUGCUGUCGCUCUCUCUGCUCUUCAGAAAUGUUACCACUUCAUAUUCCAGCGCUACCGCCUGGAACACUACACAGUCUCCUCCAACUGGCUGGCUCUGGGGACUGUCUUUCUCUUUGGCCUUUUGUCCUUGUCACGCUCUGUUGCCUUAUUCAGAGGCUACCAUGGGCCCCUGGAUCUCUACCCGGAAUUUCACAGGAUUGCUUCUGACCCAAGCAUUCACACCGUGCCAGAGGGGAGACCGGUUAAUGUGUGUGUGGGAAAGGAGUGGCACAGAUUUCCAAGCAGCUUUCUCCUGCCAGAUAAAUUGACAUUUCCAAAUGCCACUAUCUCGUGGACUUGGAUACAGCAGCUGAAACCCCAAGGGAGCCAAGGUACUCUGCCAACAAAGAAGACUGGGUAACCGUUGCCUACAAGCCAUUCCUAGAUGCUUCCAGGUCCUCAAAGCUGCUGCGUGCAUUCUACGUCCCUCUCCUCUCAGAACAGUACACAUGGUAUGCAAACUAUACUAUCCUGAAAGCCCGGAGGUUGAAGCAAACCAGGAAAAAAAUGGGAAGCUAGCAACACACCUGGGCAUCAAAAUCAAGGGCAUCUGCUGAACACUCUUGGACAACUGCCUAAGCCAUCUUCAGUCCCCUUUUUGAAAGACUGUGCUUAUAAGAUUCAUGAACAAAGAUUUCCCAUGAAGUGAUUUCACUCUGCAAGCUUCCAGCUGUAAAAAGGGUGCAUCAUCUGCUUUCAGUUCUCGGUGUCAGGUCUCAGCUCUGCCUACACGGAACAUAUUGGUAAGAAACCAUUUGAAAAUCCAGCAGCCACCUACGAACGUAUUAUCCCUGCUGCUCCCUGUGUUAUUAUAUAUUACACCAGAGAAGAGAAAGAUGGAAAAGAAAAAGGAAUGACAGUGUGAGGUUCUACUCUAGGUUGCAAUCGGGCACUGGGAAAAUCCAGCUCAGCCUCUCUCUCCCACUGCCCCACAUCCACUGUCCUCAUCCGCUUAAGUAGUGGUCACCUUCUCCUGUGGAAUUAUUUUCAGGUAACAACAUUUAGGAUUUUUUUUCUUAAAAAAACAAAAGCAAGGGGAAGAGGAAAACACCUGAGAGACAAUUAACUGCCAUGCACUGAACCUCAAGGAAUGAAGUAGCACACACCACAGAAAGAGCCUGAAGUUGCUCUGUCCAGGAGACACUUUCAAGGAUGUGCUUUUGGGAUAAAACCCCUCAAACUUAGGAGUUGAAUCAGUUAUCUGCUUUAAUGGAAUCCAGGGUGAGGGUUUUAUGUGUGAAAGCAAGGGUUUGUUUGCUAUUUGUAAUGAUUUUGUAACAAUACCUGUAAUAUCCUCUGAAUUCUAGACUACAGCAUCUUAAAAUUUCUGGAAACAUCCAGAGAGGAGAGUAAGGAUUAAACCUUUUCUUUGCAGUUCUGUUUCCCAGAAUAGACAGUGUGUGUUAAAUUAGUACAAUAUGCUUCAGAGCAAUGCUGUAUUUAUUAUAUCUCCAUUUUUAAAACAUGCAGUAUCAGAAGCUAGAUGGAGUUGUUUUCACUCACAUCCUUGGAUUUCUGUGGGGAAGAGAUGGCAUGAGAUGGAGCAGAGAGGAAGUUCCUUUUCCCAAAAUGCUGCACAACCUCAGUGCUCCACUGUGAUUAGAUUGGUGUGUGUGUGCAGUGACAGAGCAGGUGGAUCAAGAAGCAGAUCUGUAUGUUUGGAAGCUGUUAGGAUACAAACAGUAGAGCAUGUGCCUCUGAAGAUACAUGUGUUGGUCCAGGUGCAGAAUGCAGUGCUAGGGAGGUUUCUUGGGUUGUCUGCAGGUUAACAGCUGAGCAGGAUGUGAAGGACAGGCUCUACCGAUGAGGCAGUGAUCUAACAGGCUACUACUGGGACAAAGCAGGAGGAACUGGAUGAGGAGCAAGGCAUGGGUUGAAUAUAUCAAAUGAAAUAAAAUAUCACCCUUCAUAAGAGUCAAAGGUGGAGUUUCAAGGUUUUCGUCCAAGAAACUGGUGUGUUGGCUGAGUUGGUCUGGAAGCUCAGAGUCACAUUGCAGAUCAGUGGUGCAGUGUCUGUCUUCAUACUAUUCCCCCACAUACCUCCAGCUGGCUCUACCCCUCAUAAAAGUUUACAUAUGUGGAACAGGGCUUUAUGGUGCCUGUAAAUCAAAACCAAAAUUCUUGCCCUGCUUGUUGCCUCUCCCUUUGCUAAUCCUGACCUUAAAUCAAAUAAAGAAACAAAUGCACCUCUCA
Pezoporus flaviventris is the source of this 3470-nucleotide messenger RNA. It is a transcript of the gene ALG9, whose product is annotated as ALG9 alpha-1,2-mannosyltransferase. Gene Ontology annotation, biological process: protein N-linked glycosylation. The record is from RefSeq and is a predicted model, not a curated record. The transcript is spliced from 14 exons. Gene Ontology annotation, cellular component: endoplasmic reticulum membrane. Gene Ontology annotation, molecular function: alpha-1,2-mannosyltransferase activity. Bases 121 to 1638 code for a protein of 505 amino acids. NCBI's taxonomy places the organism in Eukaryota, Metazoa, Chordata, Aves, Psittaciformes, Psittacidae.